This is a messenger RNA of Lodderomyces jiufengensis, 354 nucleotides long. RefSeq lists its product as uncharacterized. The transcript has a single exon. Gene Ontology annotation, molecular function: glutathione disulfide oxidoreductase activity. The record is from RefSeq and is a predicted model, not a curated record. NCBI's taxonomy places the organism in Eukaryota, Fungi, Ascomycota, Pichiomycetes, Serinales, Debaryomycetaceae. Gene Ontology annotation, biological process: cellular response to oxidative stress. Gene Ontology annotation, cellular component: cytoplasm. Bases 1 to 354 code for a protein of 117 amino acids.
AUGUCAUCUCAUAAUAAUAUAUCAACUUCAGAGUCAGAAGAUGCCACAACCCUAAUCAAAACCCAUAAAUACCUAAUGGUUUCAAAAUCAUGGUGUCCAGAUUGUCAUUACAUAUAUAACCUAUUCACAAAACUUAACAUAUUGGAAAAAUUAUAUAUAAUUGAAUUAGAUAAAUUUACAAACACUGAAAAAGCAGAUAAGCUUGAAAGUGAAUUCAAUUCAAUUGUUGGUAAGAAAUGGGUUCCACAAUUGUUUUUCAAUGGUAAGUAUUGGGGGAAUGAAUCUACUUGUAAAGAAUUGGUAAAAUCUGAUAAAUUGAAAGAAGAAUUCAAAAAAGUGGGAUUGUUGGAGUAA